Messenger RNA from Henningerozyma blattae CBS 6284, 2133 nucleotides. RefSeq names its product nitrogen permease regulating protein NPR2 (gene NPR2). Gene Ontology annotation, biological process: negative regulation of TORC1 signaling; positive regulation of autophagy. Gene Ontology annotation, molecular function: GTPase activator activity. The transcript has a single exon. Bases 1 to 2133 code for a protein of 710 amino acids. The record is from RefSeq and is a predicted model, not a curated record. Gene Ontology annotation, cellular component: vacuolar membrane; GATOR1 complex. NCBI's taxonomy places the organism in Eukaryota, Fungi, Ascomycota, Saccharomycetes, Saccharomycetales, Saccharomycetaceae.
AUGAUUGAUCAUUUUGAAGGGUUUGUUCCUAUCCAUACUGUUUUUUAUUCGAUUUUUCACCCAACAGAGGGUACCAAAGUAAGAUAUGAAUUUCCACCCGGCAAUCUUCAAACAUAUAAUAUUAACUUUGAUACCAUAAAGAAUUAUAUCAUCCCUAAACCACAGUUAUGUCAUAAACUACUUACUCUAAAAUAUGGCGAUUAUAGAUUGGUAAGUUAUCCGGUUACUAUUAAUUCCUCCUUAUAUGCAAGAAACUUUUUCAGUUUCAAUUUCGUAUUUGUCUUUCCAAUUAACUGUGAGACUUCCCCAUAUGAGCCUAUCAUAGCAAGGCUUGGAAAGAUGUUUCGAGUACUUGAGGAACAAAAUCAGUUAUUAUCUAGAGCUGAAAACGACAGUGUCUAUUUUGAUAACUCUCAUUCAUUAUUAUCAUCAGAGCAAGAUAGCAUAAUGCACCAAGAUAAGAAUACUUCCAUUUUAGGAUUUUCUCGCAAAAGAUUUUCAUUUUCUAAACGACCUACAGAUUUAUCACUAUCUGAGUAUCCUGAUAACGAAUCUGGGUCCAAUUUCUCUGUUCAAGAUUUGAUUAUGAGAAUAUUUCAAGAUUUGAAUAAUUAUUCUGAGUGUUUAAUACCAAUUGAUGAAGGAAAUUCUGUAGAUAUUAAAAUUUUCCCUUCAAUGGUACCUCCUUCUAUCUCAAUAUCAUAUGAGGAUGUCCCAGUUGCUAUGGUAGAUUUGAGCCAUGUGAUGGAUGUUAACUGGGAUCCAACAAUGCUAAAAAUUGUUCCUUUUAUUGAUAGUAUAAAUAGCAUAUCAAGAAUUGCAGCAUUAAGUAAUAGUGAUGUUGAUUUUGUGGUUGAAUGUAUCCGUCAUUUAGUUUACUAUCAAUUAGUCAUUUUGUCUGAUAUUUUCCAAUUUACAAAUAUAUAUGCUCCAACAAGUCGAUUACGCGAUUUUUUAACUGAUAUUAAUUUAGCUACUGAUUGUCAAACCUACGUAUGUUUACCAAAAAAUUCAAAUUUUGGAAAACUCCCUCUAGAGAAAUCAAUUAACACUGAUUUGGAUGAAUAUUCUAACUCUGGAUCUGCAAUAUAUCCAAAUAAUGAAAUUUUGGAGAAUGAUGAUCGACUAAGGUGGCCAAUGUAUUAUAAGCCAAGAAAUUCACAAAGUAGUUUAUCCAGUGGUAUUUCGAGUGGGAAUGAGCGAACAUCAAAUUAUUUGCCUACUAAAUCAUGUUUAUUUGAUCUAUAUCGAUCACUUUCCCAAGGAACAGUGUUACAUGAUUGGUACAAUGAACAUUACAGUUUAAUUCAUUUCAAUAAAAUUGAUAUUCGACGUUUUAUUACGUUUGGUCUUGUGCGAGGCUUAUUAUAUAGAUGUUAUGCUAUACCAAUUAUGAAAAAUGCGGGCAUAUUUGAUAUUUUAUCAAGUUUAACCACUUCUCAAUCUUCAAAUCCAUAUCACAGUAAUGGGGAUGAUAAAAAUGGAACUGCAUCUACUGCAAAUAUUCGUUUCCUUAACAGUAUUACAGAUAGCGAUAUACAUGACCUAAAAGAUGAUGAAAUUAAUAAUAGUGGUAGUUGUGGAAUAAAGCCAUCAUUUGAUGUUAAUAAAUUAUUUAUCAAUGGAGAUGAUCAUAGUGAGACAACAACUGUAAAGCAUAAUAGUUCGAGAGAUGCAUCAGAGCAUUUGUUUUCCCCCCCACCUAAACGUCAAAUAUUGAAUUCUGGAAUUGCUGAUAAGGUUUUGUCAGAUAUUCAUCGAAAACUAGCCAAAUUUGAUGAUACCCCAAGAAGUCCGAUUGUUAAAAGAAAAGAGGACACUUUUAGAGAUUUUUCAAAUGGUAGCAAUAUUGUAGGUUAUGGUAGCAGUAAUACCGGUAACAAAGUUUCUUUUAAUUUAUCUAGAGAUUCAGAUACUACACAAAAUAAUUUAGAUCAUAUGAACCCUAUUUUAGAUAGUAGCAAAGAUAUAAUUGCUCAGCAGCAGGAAAAAAAUCAUAUUCGUAGAUUACUUUUAGAAUCUUUAAGAGAAGCUGAUAAUAUGGACAAAAUAUGUAUUAAACUUCAAAAACCAAGAAAAGAAGUAGAAGAGUUACUAAGUGAAAUUGGAGAUUACGUAAUUAUUAAUUGCUAA